Molecule: messenger RNA, 3725 nt
Organism: Cuculus canorus (common cuckoo)
Lineage: Eukaryota; Metazoa; Chordata; Aves; Cuculiformes; Cuculidae
Gene: TM7SF3
Product: transmembrane 7 superfamily member 3
Exons: 12
Coding region: 95-1777 (560 amino acids)
Source: RefSeq, a predicted model, not a curated record
CUGCACCGCCUCCCAGGAUUCCGCCCGGCCCCUCGGCUCUUCCUCUCCGCACCUUCCCGCACUCAGCCUGGUCUGGCUUUCCCUGCUCAGCGCCAUGCGACUCUUUCCCCGCGCCCUGGUGCUCUGGGGGUUCCUGUGUUGCGGCUGCGGCUCGGGUCUUCUUGAGCUCUCCUUGGGAAAAUUCAGAAACGUGCUACUUAACCAGACCAACCCAGUGGAAGCCGUAAUCAGGAACAUUGCAAGCAAUGUGACCGUUGUUAUUUUUCAAGUACAUGCCCAGCAAAAUGAUGUGGUGAUAUCCUUUGAUAAGAAUCCAUCUGUGAAUAGCUCAGGAACUGGAGUAGACAAAGGACUGGUUACCAUCCUUCGGCCUCAGCAGAGUGUAUGUACAUGGUACCUUCGGUCACUGGAUGCUAGCCAGGUGCUCAGCACAGCUAUCUCUAUUCCCUAUACGGAGAAAGAUCCUAUACCUGGAGGCUGCAAUCUAGAAUUUGACUUGGAAGUGGAUCCAAAUAUUUAUCUAGACUAUACAUUGGUUGAUACACACAUCAAGUUUGCCCCUGCAAACUUGGGAUAUACCAGAGGAGCAAACCCACCAUCCUGUGAUUCAGGGACUGGUCAGAACUCCAGAUGGCGGUUGCGCUACGAUGUCUACCAGUACUUCUUGCCAGAGAAUGAACUUUCUCAGAUGGUACUCAUGAGCCACAUACGGAAGAUGUCUGAAGUGCAAAGUAUCAAAGCUAAUGGCUUUAAAAUGCUUACACUGACAAGUGAUGACAAGACCAAUAUCUACUUUUCCUCGCUUCCUGGACAAGGUGUGAUCUACAAUGUCAUAGUAUGGGAUCCUCUUUGGAAUACAUCUGCUGCAUACAUACCUGUGCAUACAUAUGCCUGCAGCUUUUCUGACUUAGUGGAUAACUGCUUUUCUCUCAGCAAAAUAUCUACCAAAAUAUUCUUCACUGCUCUUGCCGUUCUUGGUCUUUUCACUUGUUUUUUUGGGCACAGAUUCUGGAAAACAGACUUGUUCUUUAUGGGCUUCAUAUUCACAGGAUUCUUCUUCUUCAUAUUCAUUACAAGAGUAACUGGCCUUGGUUAUGAUGUGCGUCUUAUUUUGACAGCAGUAACUGGAGUUAUUGGAGGUCUUUUCCUGGUUGCCAACUGGUGGAGAUUUGGCUCUGUCGUACUUUGUAUGUUUGUUAUUGGACUUGUGCUGGGAUUUCUCUUUUCAUCAACGGUCUUCUUUACUCCACUAGGAGACUACAGGGUCUUCCGUGACGAUGUUGUGUUCUGGGUGACCUUUUCUUCUGUAGCCUUGAUGAUUCCAGUGCUUUUUGUUGGCUGUCCAAGAAUUCUGAACAUACUGGCAUCUGGAAUAGUAGGCUCUUACACAGUGAUCCUGGCUAUUGCUUGUUAUGUAUACACGAGUCUUGCUUACAUCACCUUAAACUUACUCAGAAGGGUCCUCAAUGACUAUUUCAACAGAGCUUACACCAAUGUGCCUUUUCAAACAAAUGACUUCAUUAUCCUGUCAGUGUGGACAAUGCUGGCCCUCAGUGGAGUAACAGUGCAGCUUCGCCGAGAGAGAAGUGAAGUGCCCUUCCCACCACACCCCUAUCUUACCUGGAAGCGGGAAAGGGAGCGCAGAAGUACCAAUGUCUUAGACCCUAGCCACCAUAUCCCUCCUCUAAGAGAGAGAAUCCAUAAUAAGCUACUGCAUAUCAAAGAGUUUUUUCACAAAGAGCAGCCGGCUGGGGAGAGAACUCCAUUGCUCCUGUAACCUGCCAAAUAACUGAUGGGAACAGAGGGGAAGAAUUUGGGUAUGGUGAGAUGAGUUAUAACCAACGAACCAGCCACUGGUGCAGGAUUUCCCCACUGCCAACUUGUCCUGUUUAAGAGGAUUGUAUUUGCCCAACCUGGGAGAAAGUUAUCUGUCCAGUACACUACAUGCUGUUUUGUGACACUCUCCUCAAUGGCCUGCUCAGCCUGCUGUAACGUGUAUGUCUAGCUGCACGAUCUUGUACUAAUGGUCAGGUACAGGUAUUUAUCUUGUGGUGAUCUAGUUUGAUGCUUAGGUAUGUGAAGUAUAAAACAGCCCUUAGAAACCAACCUGUACAGUGCUGGUUCUUCCCCCACUGUGUGGAAACCCCUUCUGAAAUAUUGUCUGGCCCACUCCUGAAGCUGAGCAGUCUGUCAGAUUUGUGAGGUAUAAUUCUAUAAGGACCAUACACAGGAGGAGUUCUAGCAGGUGCUGAAGUAUUGCCUUCCAAUAUAGGUACAAAAUGCGUGGCUGCAGGCAAUAGUUUCUAAGAAGUAUUACUGAACCUUACAAGCUAAACUAAGUGACUCAGAUUUAAACUGCACUGAAUUAACUGUUGUAAGUGUGCACACUGUGGCUCAGGAUGUGGAUCUGAAAAAAGAAGACUUUCUUCCUUGCUUUUGGAUGGUUCUGUAGCAAGCUGCUCAUCUGGUCUCUGUGCAGAGAUGACUGCUAAGAGAACACAAGAGGUUUUCCUCCUUGUUUGCUUUCUGAACAGCCUGUAACUUGUUUCUGCUCUGGUAUCUCUUUUUUGAUGGUGCUUUCAUAAAAAAAGCCAACCCUAAAUAAGCUCUUUGUAGCCAACAGCGGGAUUUUUUCUUGGAUUUGGUUGAAACACUAACUAUUUUUAUUUUUAAUCAAUAUAUAUUUUAAUUUUGCCUAUAAAGAAUGAAAACAGCUGACCAGGAUCCUUGCUGAUUGAAUGUGUUCCUUACCAAUUUGGAUUGCAACUGCCCAAAGCAGAAUAUGGUAUAUAGAAUAUGGCAAAACCAGAUAAGGGACCGCUCUUGUGUUUGGCAAAGGAUUGUGAUCUCGUGCAGUGGCUUGAUUCACUUCCUUAAAAACGAAACGGACAGCCAUUUUCAAAAUGCGAACAGGAGCAUUGUGGUUUUGGUUCACGUGAAUGCACAAGCAGUCCUGAGCCUGUCCUUGGUUUUACCUGCCCUUGCCCUCCAUGCCCAGUCCUGGUCUUCAUGUUCAGUGUUUACAUGAUGAUGUGUCAUGUGUUAAAUGAUGGUCAAAGCCUUGCAUUUGUAGUUUGAUACACACUGAGGUGGCUCUUAUUAUUCUCACUACCUUUGUACCUCUAGUGCGGCAGGAAAGUGCACAGCCCUUCCUCCGUGAAGGUGAAUGGCUGUUCUGCUACCUGAAUGGAACCAUCAGGAGUGUGUACCCUGGUGGGGGAAACUUAAGUUCUUGGCCACCACAUUCAAUUCUUGGCAGUAAGUAUAUAAGAAAUAACUCUCUGUAAGGAAACUGGCGAAAGAACUUUAUCUGGAAACUCAGUUGUAAGUUUAAACACCCUGGUGAUACAAAGGAAUUCAUGACUUUAAAGUGACUCUGCUUACCAGCCAUUUUUCUUAAGGAAUGAAAGCUAAAUGACAUAGUAUCUGAGAUGACCGAGCUGAUCUGAUGUUUGGAGAGGUGAAUCCCAUGAUUGCUUGGAGCUGGAAUAUCUGCCUCAAAGAGCAGAGCAAGGCUGAAGUCCUGCAGUUUGAGUGUUGCUUCACUGUGCUGAUCUGUGGCACAUAGCGGUAAAUGAGGAGCAAUUUCGCUGGCCUCGGGCAGGCUGAUGCUCGCUGACUGCCUUUGUUGCACUGAUUCUGAGCGUGUUUUUGCUGUAUUCGAUGUGUAGCAAACACUUAUUUGGUAUACAAAUGCUCUUAAACAUGUUUACCUUGUUUCUUUU